AAACCGGCACAGUCCAGUACACAUCGCCGAAAGUGAGACGUCUUCUCUCUGCUCCUAUCUGUGCUGCGGGGGCACGCUGUUCUUGUGACGUCACCACGUGACCCGCCCAACGAGCCUCUUCCUCGUGAGUGUCCACUGUGUACUUUUUCAGCGGUAUUCUCCCUUACACAAUAUAUAUAUAUAUAUAUAUAUUCAUUUUUACACGUUUUUAAACUUCUUCUACACAGCAGCCUUCGUCUGCAGGAGAAGUGGUGUUGAGGAGUUGACCAAACAGCCAUGAUGAACAUACCAGAAUACUAUGAAGGGAAAAAUGUGCUGAUCACUGGAGCAACUGGCUUCAUGGGAAAGGUCUUGCUGGAGAAACUGCUAAGGUCAUGCCCAGGAGUUAAUGCGGUCUAUGUGAUGGUCAGGUCCAAAGCAGGACAGAAUCCUCAGGCCCGUGUUACUGACAUGAUCAGUAGCAAGUUGUUUGGUAGGUUACAAGAAGAACAGCCUUACUUUGCAGAGAAGAUCAUUGCAGUCAGCUGUGACCUUACAAAGCCUGAACUGGAUCUGAGGAAGGAUAAGCAGAUCUUACUGGCUGAAAGCAUUCACAUUGUCUUCCACUGUGCCGCCACCAUUCGCUUCAAUGAGCCGCUCAAAGAUGCAAUGCAGUUGAAUGUGUUGGCCACUCAGAAGAUGCUAGCUCUGGCCCACAAGAUGAAGCAUCUGGAAGUCUUCAUCCAUGUGUCUACAGCUUAUGCCAACUGUGACCGAGAGCUGAUUGAGGAAGUCAUCUAUGCUCCGACUGUAGACUAUGUCAAACUCAUUGACACGCUGAAUUGGAUGGAUGAUGAGCUUGUGUCCACACUGACUCCCAAACUGAUAGGGCAACGUCCCAACACGUACACCUUCACAAAAGCAUUAGCAGAGUAUCUGGUGCAACAGGAAGCUGGGGACCUCAAUGUUGCCAUUGUCAGACCCUCCAUUGUUGGGGCCAGCUGGAAAGAACCUUUCCCAGGUUGGAUUGAUAAUUUCAAUGGACCCAGUGGAAUAUUCAUCGCAGCUGGCAAAGGGAUCCUCCGCACAAUGAGAGCAUCUAAUGAUGCUGUAGCUGAUCUGGUGCCUGUAGAUGUGGUCAUCAAUGCCACGCUAGCUGCUGCCUGGUACUCUGGAUCACAGAGAAGUAACAGGCCCAAAUCCAUCCUUGUUUACAACUGCACAACCGGUGGCAUCAACCCCUUUCACUGGGGACAAGUUGAAUACCAUGUAAUAUCUACUUUCAAGAGGAACCCUCUCGAACAGGCAUUCCGUCGGCCCAAUGUUAAUCUCACGACCAAUCACCUAAUCAAUCAGUACUGGAUUGCUGUGAGCCACAAAGCUCCGGCUUUUCUGUAUGACGUGUACCUCAGGCUCAUUGGACAAGAACCCAGGAUGAUGAAGACGAUCACUCGACUCCACAAAGCCAUGAUGGUGCUGGAAUAUUUCACCAGUCACUCCUGGGUGUGGAACACCGACAAUGUCACCAUGUUAUUGGGAAAAAUGAGCUCUGACGAUAAGAAGGUGUUUAAUUUUGAUGUGCGUCAGCUACACUGGGCAGAGUACAUGGAAAGUUACUGCAUGGGCACCAAAAAGUACGUACUCAAUGAAGAGCUGUCAGGUCUGCCUGCUGCACGCAAGCACCUCAACAGGCUCAGGAACAUCCGUUAUACUUUCAACACCACCCUGCUAGUGCUCAUUUGGCGCGUUUUCAUCGCCCGCUCUCAGAUGGCUCGAAACAUUUGGUACUUUGUGGUGAGCCUGUGCUUCAAGUUUCUCUCCUACUUCAGAGCCUCUUCCACCAUGAGAUAAUAAGCACUGGUUCAAAUGAGAAACAUCCAAACUACUCAAUGAACGCCAGCAACUGGCAUCCACAGCCUUAAUGUUCUAAUCUAUCACUUUUAUAUUCAUAUUUCUGUCAUGUCAUACAAUUAGAUUAUUGAGAAGACUGGAAAUCAAACUGCCAAACCUCCUAUGUUUCUAGUUUGAUACUUUUUGUACAUUAAAAAUGCUGAAAGCAGUCCAAUAUUUAUAACAAUCAAAAAUUAGUAUUAUAUCUCAUUAGUAAAACAAUCUUUAAUUUUUGGCCUGAAAAUGGCCCCCAGGCUGCACUUUGGACACCCCUGCCUUACAUAAACCAGAACAUUCCCUAAGAUAUUUAUUGGUACUAUUAAGUUACAUCAGCAUCACUUGCUAAUCAAUCUUUAUGUUGCUUCAUUUGGGACACUUUGAAAUUGCCAUAUCUUAUAAGCUCAUAAGUAGUGUGUGUCAUUGUGACAUGAGAUACAUAUUAUAUAUGUGUGUGUGAGUGUGUGUGUGUGUGAGUUUGGUUUGCUUUUCUCAAUGUAUGUGCCAAGAAAGGUAAAAAUGAAUCAUGCCUGUGAUGCAUUUGCCGCCAUGUUUCUGAUAUUAUCCAUGUAGUUCAUCAUGAAAUCUUGCAAGUUGAUGCUUUAUCCUGUUUGCUUAACAACACUAACAUGUUUGUGUUACCUCGUUAAUGUCUGCCUUGUCCUCUGACACGGCUGAAAGCACAAAUACAACGGAGGCCGUUUAAGUCGACAAGUGGACCAACUCAUCAAGUCCUGGUCCACCAUGUUCUACUUAGUACUAAAACAGCGACCCACGACAUACGUGAUCAUGGCUUAUGUAGACAUAAAACAUGAAAGGGUCAAUUCUUUUUUUAAAUGGCUCAGUUUAUGUCGUCGACAUUGUGAACUUCAUCAGAUUUGUGGUCAUGUGAAGACCAAUAAAAACAAAGGAAGAAAGAUAGGAGAGGCGACACAAACUGUCACUUACCUUCAAAACUUUGAAUUUGGACUAAAUAUAUACUGUGUAUAUAUAUAUAUAUAUAUAUAUAUAUAUAUAUAUAUAUAUAUAUAUAUAUAUAUAUA
Nerophis lumbriciformis (worm pipefish) is the source of this 2909-nucleotide messenger RNA. Its product is annotated as fatty acyl-CoA reductase 1-like. The record is from RefSeq and is a predicted model, not a curated record. Gene Ontology annotation, molecular function: alcohol-forming very long-chain fatty acyl-CoA reductase (NADP+) activity. Gene Ontology annotation, cellular component: peroxisome. NCBI's taxonomy places the organism in Eukaryota, Metazoa, Chordata, Actinopteri, Syngnathiformes, Syngnathidae. Gene Ontology annotation, biological process: long-chain fatty-acyl-CoA metabolic process.